UGAGUGCCAGUGUAUGAGCCAUUGAGCCUUGGAGCCAAGGCUAGUGCUGUUGCGCGAAGGAGCCGAGGCACCCCGCGCCCAGCGCAAGGGCCUCAUCUCCUUUUGCGAGGAUCCAAGGCGGCCAUGGAUCGCGGCAAGAGCACAGUAGCCCGAGGACGGAGGCGAGGCCCACCUCCACCUCUACCCGUCCACGCCCCACACGGGCGCUGGCGUGACACACCACCGCCCUCGGCGGCGGCUUGGGUGCAGGCAAGGCGUUCGACGGAACGCCCCCCUGCUCCCGAGCCGGCAAGGCCCAGCGCGGGACGAGAACUGGAGCUCCUGUCGUGGGCGGACCUCCCGGCGGACAUCCUGGGGCUCAUUGUCAGUCGUCUCCCCCGCGUCGACGACCGCGCCAGGCUGCGCUCCGUCUGCCGGGCGUGGCGCGCCGCGGCGCGCGUCUACGGGCGGCCGCCGCCGCCGCUCCCACUACUCGUGCUCUCCGACUUCUCCUUCUCCGCCUUGUGCGCCGGCGGGGCUAUGACGGGCACACGACGCAUCCCGCUGCCCUCACAGGAGAUGGCGGCUGGCGUCCGCUGCGUGGGCUCCUCCGACGGGUGGCUCGUCGGCGUGCAGCUCAACGAAGGUCGCUACUUUGGUGACAGCCAGUGUUUCCUGAUGAACGCUUUCUACCAGGACGUCGUGCGCCUCCCGCCGCCUUCCGUAAACACCCACUCCCUUGAUGCGUUCAGUAAAUCUCUCCCCAUCGCCAAUGGCUCAGGUGCAGUGCAAUGCACGGUCAAUGGCGCCCGGUAUGUGAUGUCGUUCUGCAAGGUACUCUUGUCCUCCUCACCUGACCAUGAUGGCAACUGCAUCGUGGCUGCCUUCUCCGUGCACAGAAGCACAGCUAGCCUUGCCCUCUGGCGGCCUGGGAUGGCAUCGUGGUGCGUGUGCCAAGGUGGCUGCAUCAGUAAGUUCAGUGACAUUGCCUUGUACCAGGGGAAGGUGUACAUGUUUAGCAAGGUCACCACGAACCUCUUUGUCUUUGACAUCUCUGAAGACGAGAGAGGCCUAAUGGUUUCUCGUGUUGAGCGCUGUGUGACUGAACUGCCUGAUGUCAAGGAUAGCUAUGGACAGAGGUGGAACUUAGUUGAGUGGCGUGGGAAACUAUUGCUGGUUGUGAUAUACUUGGGACCUGAAGGCUGGUACAAUAUUUGUAAGGUUGGGGUAUUUGAGGUGGACUUGAGCACAAACCCUUUCAGAUUCACUGAGACCAACAGCUUGGAUGGCGACUGCAUUUUCAUCAGCCCCUGCAGCAGCAAUUCAUUCUGUGCAUGUCCGUAUGACGGAGUCGAAGAUGAUCUUAUCUACUUCAUUGGUAGCCUCAACCACUCAAGAAAUGCGUCCCCUUUGGAUAAGUUUGUGUACAACAUGAGGGAUGGUACAUUGGCGCCAUUUGCUUUGGAAAUAACAGACGACGACCUUCGGGCACCAGAUGGCAGCCGGAUGAAUCCAACAUGGCUACUUCCUUCUGAAUGAACAGCUGCUAUAGAUCAAUUCUGGUAAUUGCGCUGCUACCUUGAUGUGAUGUGCCAUGCUAUUUCAUUUGGAAGAACUGGAUUCAAGUCUAUAGAUCAAUUUCCAUUGUGCUUAUCUGACA
Messenger RNA from Zea mays, 1639 nucleotides. RefSeq names its product F-box domain containing protein. Gene Ontology annotation, molecular function: protein binding. NCBI's taxonomy places the organism in Eukaryota, Viridiplantae, Streptophyta, Magnoliopsida, Poales, Poaceae. The record is from RefSeq and is a predicted model, not a curated record. The transcript has a single exon. Bases 124 to 1518 code for a protein of 464 amino acids.